AUGGAUAACAACAGUGGAAGUAGUAAUACAAAUAUUCAAAAAGGGAAACCAAUACCAACGAUAUCACAAACACCCACCACUUCAUCAUCAUCAAUAGCAACAACAAUAGCAACUGAAGAACAACAACAGCAACAACAACAACAACAACAACAAUUCGAUUCAAACAAUGAUUUUAAAUCAAUAGUUUCAUUAAUUUUUAGUGGUAAGAUUCCAUUGACUUUAGCGGUUCAAUGGUUAUCAUCAACUAAAUCAACGAAAUACUCUAUUUCAAAUGAUUAUACAUCAAUUAGAGAACUUAAUCAAAGAUCACCAUUACAAUUCUCACACUACUUGGUAGAUGAACUUAGAAAUGCAUAUAAUCAUCUAUUCACAAGUAAUAAUACUAUAUUAAGUAAUAGUAUUACUGGUAGUGGUGUUAGUGUUAGUGGUGGAAGAAGUAAUCUUCAACAACAACAACAACAACAGAUACCAAAGAUAGUCAAUGAUUUCCCUCCAUUACCAAGUAAACCAACAAACAAAGAUAAAGAUAAAGAAAAAGAUAAAGAAAAUAGUAAUCAACAUCAGCAACAACAACAACAACAAUCAGGUUUAAAACUAAAUAAUUUACCAAUAAUAACAAAGAUUGAAUCAGAUCAAAUAGAUUCUAUAGUUGAAUUAUACUCUAAUAUCUUAUUUAAUAGAUUGUAUCGUAGUAGCUUGAUGUCAGAGUUAAACUUUCUCAUAAAGAUACUCAGCUCUCUUCAGAAACUGUUACAUCUACUUUCACAAUGGCAUCAGUUAUCGGCCACACCAGAACAACAACAACAACAACAACCAUACCAACUAUUUACCAACUUAUCAUGGACACUUCAUUUUGUAUUGCGAACACUCUUUGCCAUACGACCACUACUAAAUACAUUGAACCCAAGAUUACUAUUACAACUAUCUGAUAAUCAAAUUUACUUAUUACUAAUAACAUUUAACUUUCGAAAUUCAAUUGAAAAAGUAUUGACAAGUUCGAUAAGAUGUUAUCGAGUAGUUUGA
This is a messenger RNA of Heterostelium album PN500, 1023 nucleotides long. RefSeq lists its product as uncharacterized. The coding region runs from base 1 to 1023 and encodes 340 amino acids. The record is from RefSeq and is a predicted model, not a curated record. The transcript is spliced from 3 exons. NCBI's taxonomy places the organism in Eukaryota, Evosea, Eumycetozoa, Acytosteliales, Acytosteliaceae.